Molecule: messenger RNA, 1440 nt
Organism: Fraxinus pennsylvanica
Lineage: Eukaryota; Viridiplantae; Streptophyta; Magnoliopsida; Lamiales; Oleaceae
Source: the annotation of a GenBank genome assembly
AUGGAGGAGAGUCGAGGAAAGCCACACGCCAUAAUGAUAGCGUUCCUAUACCAAGGUCAUAUUACUCCAUUCACCAAUCUAGCCAUAAAGCUUGCUUCAAAGGACUUCAUUGUCACAUUUGUUCACACUGAAUAUGUUCAUCACAUGCUAUCUCAAUCCCACCAUAAUGAUUCCAGUGCUCCAUUCGAUUUCUUUAGAGAUGCACGAAAAUCUGGUCUUGACAUGCGCUAUACCACUAUCUCUGAUGGUUUUCCUACGGAAUUUGAUCGACUUCUCAACUUGGAAGAGUUCUGGGAUUCUUUGUUGAGAGAUUUCCCAGUUCGAGUAGAUGAACUUGUUGGAAAAAUUAUCCAGUCUGAUCCAUCUUCGGUCCAUUUCUUGAUUGCUGACACAUUCUACUCAUGGCCUGCAAAAAUUGCCAAGAAGUAUAACCUGGUGAGUGUUUCAAUGUGGACAGAAACAGCAUUGGUGUUUUCUAUAGCUUAUCACUUGAAACUUCUCAAGGAAAAUGACCAUUUCCCACCAAUGGACAACAGUGAGGAUUUCGUAAAUUACAUCCCCGGAGUUCAGUCGAUCAGUACAAAGGAUUUGAUGUCAUAUUGUGUGGCAGCAAAUGAUCCAACAACAUCAAUCGUAUACAGAAUUGUCUUCAGGGCAUUUGAGGAGGUGAAAAAGGCAGAUUUCAUCUUACAUAACACAGUCCAUGAACUUGAAUCAGAAACACUGCUAGCUCUAGAUCAAAAGCAGCCAAAUUAUGCAAUUGGCCCGAUUAAUUUUUAUGAUUGCGCUAGAAGUACUACUAUGGCUGACAGCCUAUUCUCAAAAUCAGACUGCACCGAGUGGCUAGACUCGAAGCCUCCCAGAUCAGUUAUGUAUGUGUCAUUUGGUAGCUUAGUUCAGACUAGUAAGCAGAUAAUUGAAGAGAUAGCUCAUGGACUUCUCCUCAGCGAGGUAAAUUUUAUUUGGAUUGUUCGAGCAGAUGCUGUGAGCUACAGUGAUACUGUUGUUUUACCAAUGGAAUUCAUGAACGAGAUCAAAGAUAAAGGGUUGAUAAUUCCAUGGUGCAAUCAAACUGAGGUGCUUUCAAAUCCGGCUGUUGGAGGGUUCACAACACACUGUGGGUGGAAUUCUAUAUUGGAGAGCAUAUGGUCUGGUGUUCCAAUGAUUUGUUAUCCAGUUACAUAUGAUCAACCUACUAAUAGAAAAUUAGUGGUCGAUGAUUGGAAGAUUGGAAUUAAUCUUUGUGAUGGGAUAUCAGUAACAAGAGAGGAAGUUGCAUACAAGAUUAAGAACUUGAUGAGUGGAGAAACAUCGAAUGGCUUGAGGCAAGAGAUUGAGAAAAUGAGGAAGAUUUUGCAGGAUGCAUUGAAGAUAGAUGGAUCAUCAGAGAGAUAUUUUGAUCAAUUUCUCAAGGAUUUGAAGGAUAAAAUCCUUGCUUGA